Molecule: messenger RNA, 1728 nt
Organism: Hypoxylon trugodes
Lineage: Eukaryota; Fungi; Ascomycota; Sordariomycetes; Xylariales; Hypoxylaceae
Exons: 2
Coding region: 506-1231 (241 amino acids)
Molecular function (GO): protein heterodimerization activity
Source: RefSeq, a predicted model, not a curated record
GGUGAUUUUCAACUUCCACGUGAAAUUAACCCGAGAAUAGUGCCAAUUCUACUCAGCACGCAUGACGUAAGACUAGCAGUCUUCUAUCAACUAGUGCCCUCGUUUAAUUGAUCAGGUGGGCUUGGGACAAGUAGAAGUACUCGAUGUUAUCACCUAAUUAACCUGCGACGUUUCGAUCUCUCGACUCAAUAUCGUCAAACCCGAAAUACACUGUACAUGAAUUUGUCGGAUUGACUGAGUAUCACGCCGAUCCUCGCUCCGUCGCAACCAGCCUACGUACCUUUAUAUAAAUACGCGGUCCUUCUUUCUACACGUACAACAUACCUAAUCGAUGAUACCCGGAUUUCCAGAACCGUGUUUUAAAAUCGGCUCCGCCUCGUUUACGAUACGCCUUCCAACAACCGCGUUCUCCAAUCGGGUGCGAUCGAAUUAACCUACGGGGCCUACUUUGAAGUCUCCCGCAUAAAUACAAACCUCGAGUUGAAAAAUACAGCGAAAAACUACGAUGGCCCCGUACGCGCACCAGACUCCAAGCACACAUGCGAACCCCGACGAACUUUUCCAUGCUCUCCUCCGACCUGCCAUUCUACAGAUCCUCCGUGCGCAAGGCUACUAUUCAUCCACACCACAAGUAGCUGACGCCGUCACCGAACUCGCAGCACGAUACAUGGUGACAGUUGCGGAACGUGCGGUACAUCAGGCUGGAAUUAAUGAUGAGACGGGUGCGCCAGCUAUACCGGACUUAGUCGACGUGCGCCUUGCCCUCGAUCAUUGUGGCGCAUUUAUGCCCGAGCGCGAUUUCGCAAGCCAGUUGAUAACCAGGGAAGAGGACACCAGAGGUGUGGACGAUUUCAUCCGCUGGGCUACUGGCAAGAAAAAUCAAAAGAUACGGAAAGUCGCGGCCCUAGAUAAACCAACCGUUGCUGAAGUCGGAGUCGAAGGAGUCGAAGAGCAACGUGAGACAGACUAUCUUAGUGCUCUAAAGCGCAAACAUAAUAAGACGGACCAAGACUCUAAAUGGGCGGGUACGAUCUUAGGCCAAGGCAUCACUACCAAUGCUGAAGUUAGCGCAGAGGAAGAUAGCAUUCUCGCUUGGAAUCGAAAGCGACACGAAGCCGCAGAACAUCCACCCCAGCCGGAAACAGUCGACGUCGAGUCGAGACCACCUAGCUCGGGUCUCAGCUCGUUAGCCGACGAGGAUAUGGCAAUGAUGGAUAUGGAUUUCUCGUGAUCUCAUGAAGAAAGAAAGACUACCUAGACUAGGAAGGAAAAGGGAACUACCGAAGCGAAGACGCUGGUUUGGGCCGCAGCCUACAUUUCGACUCUGGCAUAUUGGUUUCUCUGUUCCCACGAUAUACCCCACCAAUGCGAUGUGGUACAGAGACGGGUUUCGGAGCGUUUGUUGUGUUUCUUUUGCAUAGCCACGGCGUUUGAUCCAUGGAUAUGGAUUGUUUGAGAGGAUAAAUUUGGCAGGCGUUAUCACGAUGCCGAUGGAUGGAAGAGAAAAGGAUAUACUAGCUUUUCCCGGCAAUGUUUUGCACGUGUGAGCUUUUUUACAGCUUGUGCUUUACAGCGAAUCGGUUCCAGCAAACCACAUACAUGUGGAGUAGUACAGAAGAGUGCGAUAUACCGAUAUCGCUUCUAAUACAGAUGUGGAACAAGCACAUAAUUCUAGCCUACUAUGAAUGUGAAAAUACACGGAAUAGAUCUGCCUAUCUAAACCUCGAA